Molecule: messenger RNA, 1849 nt
Organism: Gambusia affinis (western mosquitofish)
Lineage: Eukaryota; Metazoa; Chordata; Actinopteri; Cyprinodontiformes; Poeciliidae
Gene: dusp2
Product: dual specificity phosphatase 2
Exons: 4
Coding region: 209-1156 (315 amino acids)
Biological process (GO): protein dephosphorylation; negative regulation of MAPK cascade; endoderm formation
Cellular component (GO): cytoplasm; nucleus
Molecular function (GO): protein tyrosine/threonine phosphatase activity; MAP kinase tyrosine/serine/threonine phosphatase activity
Source: RefSeq, a predicted model, not a curated record
AGACGGUUUUAGCCGCCUCAGGGAGAGUUCAAUUUCUCUCUACACUUACUCAAACACUCAAUAUUUUUUUCAGUUUUAAUACAGGCGCAUUGUUUUGCAUUUACAACUCUAAUAGUUUAACUUUUUUCUUAAAUAAACACCUCGAUUUUGUGUACUUUUUAAAAGUUUUUUUUAAGUUGACUUUUCACCUAUUUCAAACUUUUGCGCCAUGGCUUCAAGCAGUGUAACACUAGAAAUAACCAACAACGAGCUGGUCCACAUCCUCAGGACCCCACGGGAUCAGUACACCUCCAGUGGGUGCGUGGUGCUGGACUGCAGACCUUUCCUCGACUUCUCCACGACGCACAUUUGCGAGUCCCGAAACGUCAACUGGAACUCGAUGCUGCGCCGCAGGUCCAAGAGCUCGGUGGUGGCCCUGGAGUGGCUCAUCCCGGACAAGGCGCUCCUGGGCCGGCUGCGGCGCGGAGAGUUCUCCCCGCUGGUGGUGGUGGAUGAGAGGAGCGGCUCGUUGGCCGAGCUGAAGUCUGAGAGUGUGGCCCAGAUGUUGCUCACCGCCCUGCAGAACGAAGUCCAGACGCAAAUCUGCUUUCUGCAAGGUGGAUUUGAGGCAUUUUCAGAGGCCUUUCCAGAUCUUUGUUACCACUCUGGUGUAAACCCCCUCCAUUCAGUGGAACCAGAGCCAAUAGUGACAGGCCGGAGGACUCCAGCAUAUGAUCAGGAUGGUCCGGUGGAGCUGCUUCCCUUCCUGUUCCUGGGCAGUGCCAUCCACUCGUCCCGCAGAGAGACGCUGGCAGCAGCAGGCAUCACAGCUGUCCUCAACGUAUCCUCUACCUGCCCAAACUUCUACGAAGGAGAGCUUCAGUACCUGCGACUCACUGUGGAGGACACGCUGGUAGCUGACAUCAGAGCCUGCUUUCACACAGCCAUCUCGUUCAUCGACUCUGUGAAAAAAAGCGGUGGUCGGGUGCUGGUUCACUGUCAGGCAGGCAUCUCCCGCUCAGCCACCAUCUGUCUGGCCUACCUCAUGCACACGCAGCGCGUCCGCCUCGACGAGGCCUUCGACUUUGUCAAGCAGCGCCGCCACGUCAUCUCCCCCAAUCUGGCUUUCAUGGGACAGUUGCUGCAGUUCGAGACCGACAUCCUCUGUCAGGGAUGAGACGAGUGAUGUCUUCAGCUCAGAUUCUUAUCAGGACUCAACAAAUGAUUCGUUUUUUGCAGAAAAUGGUGCAUUUAACAAGGACUCGGAGAAAAGCUACUUGUGUUGCUGGCAUCACAUGACUGGAUUUCUGUUUAAAGCAGAAACUGACAAAUGUAUUACUGGUUAAACAAACUGUUGCAGUUUAGAAACCUGCUGAAGUAUUGAACUUGAAAAUGACUAGAGUCCAGAGGUAGCAGGUUGGAGCAGCUACUUUGUACUUUCCCAUAAGUUUUACCGGUGAGGGAAGUUGUUCCUGCUUUUCUGGUAGUUUUUGUUGUGUGUGUUAAUUUAAGACUGACGUGCCUGUUUAUUUGAAAGGUCUGUUUUUGCUUUCAUACUGAAGCCACUGUGAUAACUUUCAGACAGCACUGUGUUAGCUACGUAAAGCAAUAGUGAACAAUUCUAAGAUUUCUUCCAUUGAAGUUAUGAAAAUGCACUAACUACAGCCUGUUUUAUGAGACACAUAUAUUGGCUGGCAGCAGUUUUUUUUUUUUUUUUUUUUUUUUUUCAUUAUGUAAAUAGUUUUUAAUUAUUUAAGGUUUGCAACGACUGUGUUACAGUUUUUGAUGCGUGUUAUUGCACUUUUAUCCUGCAAAUUUCAAUCUAUUCUAGUUUUUUUUCCACUCGAAUAAAAACUUGCAGGAAAACACA